AUGGACUUGCAGGAGCGGCUACUGCCUUGCCACGCUGUGUGCUCAUCGUACGCGCUCGUGACACUUUGCACGAUGCUAACCUUUGUGUUUGUUCCCUUAGUAGUUGUGGUGCUUGUGGAGACUGGGGAUGCCUGUUUGUUACUUUUCCUUGGACAAUUGCUGCUGGCCGUGGGUGCCGUUGAAUGGAGCUGGUUGGCCUUUCGCAUUCGCCAACGACUGCUACUAGCUAUUGACCUACAAGAUGUUGGUACAUUAACAUUACAAGAUACAGAAGAACAGGAGCAUCAGAUUCAGAGACAACAAUCGCAGAUAGGGGAAGGACGACUGCGUACGCUGGAAGACCAGUCGCUGAGGAGAGAAGACCCCAGUGAAUACUACGCUCGCUUACUUAAAGAGUCUAUGCGUGCGAAAAGCUUUGCCAUUGCUCCUCUGGCGGUUAGGAUUUGUCGUGGUCACUGGUACAUUGCUGCUUUUGUACUAGCCUCGCUGGGUGCCGUCGUAAGCGUCCUCUUGGCCUAUGCAUUGGAGAGAAAAGUCGUCGAUGACAGCAAUUCCGCAUGGCACGUAAUGGGUGGUGCUUCGGUGGAGGCUGCAUUUGUGUCCAUAUUUUUCAGCUCGCUAGCUCCUUCUGGGGCAGAUGCAGUUGUGCUUGUCGUUUAUCAGACCUGCGUUCUCGUGGCCAGUAUGGACGCGUAUUUGAAGCUGCAGGCAAAUAUCAUCGACCGUGACGCUCAGAUCGAUCCGUUGUUUAUCAUUUUGGUCGGCGGUAUUGUCAUUAUCGUGUUUCGUGUCGUGACAAGCAAGGAUGUUAUGCAGAGCUUGCUGCUCGUUUUGUGUGACGUACUCGGUCUUGUAUGUAUCGUGUCACCACUCAUCGCCUUUGCAGGUCUAAUUGACCAGACAAUGAGCCAGUCGUUCCGGAAUCAGCUAGCGCUGUUUGUGCUUGCGGUAUUGGCUGCAGACGUGGGUGAUAGCCUUGCCAAAGAAUUGCAGUUACACUGGCCUCAGGCUUUCCAGUGGCACCGUCCCCCGCUUUUCACGUCUGAAGCUAUGACUAAGGACAUUGAAGCUUUGGUAAUUUCGCUGAUCUGUGGUGCAAUUAUGAUUGCUAUAGUUUGUUUGGGCUCUAAAGGCUCAGAUUUCAGUGUUGUGGAAGUGGUUGUGCUGUUUGGUGCCAUUGCAAUUGGACAGUGGUGCCGUCAGUGGAUGGCUCACGUUCGUCAAAUGGCCAAGGUUUCAACUUCGGCAUUUUAUUUUCGCGAGGGUAGCCGAUCAUGCGGCGUGCUUGACCGAAUGGCUCUUUUUCUUAUUGCUAUUGUUGUCUAUUACCCGUACAUCAAGCAAAAGUACUUAUAG
Molecule: messenger RNA, 1356 nt
Organism: Peronospora belbahrii
Lineage: Eukaryota; Oomycota; Peronosporomycetes; Peronosporales; Peronosporaceae
Source: the annotation of a GenBank genome assembly